This is a messenger RNA of Penicillium longicatenatum, 399 nucleotides long. RefSeq lists its product as uncharacterized. NCBI's taxonomy places the organism in Eukaryota, Fungi, Ascomycota, Eurotiomycetes, Eurotiales, Aspergillaceae. The transcript is spliced from 2 exons. The coding region runs from base 1 to 399 and encodes 132 amino acids. The record is from RefSeq and is a predicted model, not a curated record.
AUGAAAUUUGUGUUUCUUAUCGAGCUGAGCAAUGCCAAUGUGCCACUAGAGCUUCGCCUUGCGCACGUUGAGGAAGAUUGUUUUGUGCCGCUUGAUGCAGAUACAGACGCGCAGCUUGUAAAGGUCGAUAAGGCAGAGAUCUUAUAUGCGCAGGGAAAUACGGUUCUGACUAGGCAUAUGGCGUGGAGGCAGAGCAAGCAGGCCCUUGUGGCUAAUGAUAGUACUGAGAUCAUGUUCAUGAGUGAAGUUUUCAACGAGGGUGCAAUGGGAACUGAACCUACUGAAAUGGCUCGGACUAUCGCGGCAUCUCUGCAGGAUGGCUUGCGAGAGUUCUUUGGUGUCGAAAGUACAGUUUCGUACCUUGGGAAAAGCCUGGGCAAGCUUGAUACUGUUUUGUAA